AUGCCAAUUUCACCGGAUACGACUAUGUCGUUUGCACAGACGUAUAUAUUUGCGUCUACAGUAAGAAGCAAGUUGACUAAACAAGCAUCUAACCCAAACUCUAGUUUAAGAGUAUUGGUAACACAAGCUAAUAUGUUGGACAAUGUUAUGGAUCAUCUUGCAGAGGAAACAGAGAAGCGUGUCACCAAGAACAUGUCAUUUUCGGCUGAAGACGAUCAUAAGCAUGUGAGCUUCCAAUUGCCUGAAAGAAAGAGACACCAAGGUGUUUCUACCAAUGUUACUGAAUACGAAGUAGGGUCGGAAUCAGAUUCAGAUUCAGAUAGCGACUCCUAUUCAGACGAUGAUGACCAAUCUGACAGCGAUUCUGACUAUUAUUAUUCAUCUGAUGACGAGGAAGAAAUACAAGUACCAUCAAUACAAAUAGCUAAAGUCCAAUCAUUUAAACAAUUACCAUCUAUGGAUCUCUCCAAAUAUUCGAUAGAAGAAGAAGAAAACGAAAAAGAUCUCGAAGAGGCAGAAGAGGAAAUCCCAGAGCUUUCAAGAAGUAUAUCUUUGACGGAUGACGAGAAUUCAUCAUUAUCUGAUGAUGAAGAUCAAGAUGAAUCUAAUUACACAUACGCUACUGAUAGUGGCUACCCAUCAUAUCAUAACCAGAAUAGGAAAAAUGAGGAAUCAUCAGAGCAGCAUAAUAUAAUACUAUCGAGGUCUUCCGACCAUUAUGAUGCUGGCCAUAAUUCCAGCCCAAAUACUUACGCCAUAGAGAAUAUUUUUUAA
This is a messenger RNA of Debaryomyces hansenii CBS767, 774 nucleotides long. RefSeq names its product Fgr13p (gene FGR13). NCBI's taxonomy places the organism in Eukaryota, Fungi, Ascomycota, Pichiomycetes, Serinales, Debaryomycetaceae. The coding region runs from base 1 to 774 and encodes 257 amino acids. The transcript has a single exon. The record is from RefSeq and is a predicted model, not a curated record.